AUAUAUGUAUACAUAUAUAUAAUUGUCACAAAUCAAUAAGCAUUAACGUUCAUUGUUUGCAUUUGCAUGUAUUAAACUUUAUUAACUAUUUUAUUGAAGGCAUUAAAUUUACUAAACCCGCGUUAUUCUUGUGAAAGGUAAUUUGUCAUCAAUUUAAUGUAAUAAAAAACAAUGUGAUAAAAAGCAAUACAUCGUUCUUUAUUCUACGUGAAGCAGCAAAGAGAAAUCAUGACGUGCAUUUGUAAGAGCAUCGGAAUGUUUUACUUUCGGAAAAACUUUACUAUUUUUUCUACAAAAUACUUCCUAAACCUUAUAGAGUGAAAUGUCACUAUAAAAAAAUGAAUAUUUAUCUUGUAAAAUAUUCAAGUGUUUGCCGGCCUAAUAAGAGUAAAAAUUUACUUCUAUAAAAACGAGUAGAACUUCUAUAAGCAAGAACUUUGACACUUAUUAAAUGAUAAAUCACUCGACAAUUACACAAGUUCAAUUUCCUCUCUUCGAUAUUUACGGACUACAUUGGAGUUUUAUAAAAAAACAUAGUUAAAGAUUUUGCGUAUUAUAAUUAAACAUUAUAACCACCUCUUUACUCUCAAACGAAGGUGAAAAUCAAGAAUCGUGCCAAGCAUAACACAAUGACGGCACAUGCGUAGCAUGUGACGACAGCGAUGCAAGCGCAGUUGCAUUGCUAUCGUUACAUGAUACGCAUGAUGUGUGGAAACGCAUAUGGAAGAUGCUAUUUCAAGAUAAACUAAUAAAAGUAAUUUUAAUGAAUUCUAUAUUGCUUUUAUAUAAUCAGUAGUUUGCUUGCAAAACACGUUGAUUACCAAGAAGAUACAAAGCAAAAAUGGAAAAAAGUAUCCACGUGCAAGUUGAAGACAAUUCGCUUUCAAUAGAGCACAUCUUGCGUCCAAUAUCGUACACUUCCUGGCUCUUGGGUGUCGGCGUUGCUCGUCCGCGAAAGUGUCCUAAGACUAUAACAAUAAUCAUACGUAUUGUACAUCUGAUUGUGUGUACCUUAUAUGUGGUGUACGGUAUGAUAAACUUGUUCAUAUAUGGCAGUGUCUUUGCUCUUAACUCCGACAUAUUUGAGUUUAUAUACUUCACGAACAGGGUAACGCUCUAUGUAUCAAUGUAUUACAACAUUUAUCACGGGAUCAGGCAGUACGACAAGUGGCCAGAGCUUAUGAAGAGAAUGAAAGAACUUGAUCAGAAGAUCAGGAAGGAAACCUCCAUGGAUGAUCGGCCUGUAAAAAACUUGGAAGCACUAGCGAUUCUGACGACGCUUGCUUUGUGUCCUUUAGCUCUGAUCAUACACGUGCUAUAUUGCUUUAUAAAUUCAGAGGACAUUUACGUGACCAACAUUCUGUUCUAUUACGUCGCAGCCCAGUCCUUGAUUAACAGUUUCGUCUUUGACGUUGUCGUUUAUGUGCUCUAUUGUAGAUUCAAAACGGUAAAUAAAUUGAUCGGACAGUUGAAUGAGCGAAAUGAGUUGAAUGAAUCACUAUCUGAUCCAUCAUGGAUCGUGCUAAGGAUUAGACGCAUCAGAGAAUUGUAUAUGGGUAUUUGUCAUCUGGUCAGCAUGGUAAACGAUAUCCACGGCGUUCAUCUCCUCUCUUGUUCGGCGAACUGCUUUGUCAUGGUUGUGACUAUACUAAUCACAAUGUACAUGGGUGUUGUGGAGAAAAACUACUCGUAUAUAUUGAUAAAUAAUAUCUUUUGGAUAAUGUAUACCACGCAAUUUGGUCUGAUGUGCUGCGUUUGCACACUCACGCGUCAAGAAUCUGACAAGAUCGGAGGAUCUAUGUACGAAUGUGUACUGAAUUGUAAACUUAUGAAUCUUGACGAAAUAAGCGGGGCGAGAAAUGAAUCGAGUCUAGAGGUGCGUCUACAACUUGAAGACUCGGGCAGCGAGCAAAAUUGUAAUUGGAGCAGCAGCGGUCACAAUCUGAAUUACGCCGUCUUGGAAAAUCUCUCGCGUAAAAACUUGGAUCGAAACUGUAUCAGAAACGAGAUCAAUGAUUUUUCAAUUCAACUGCAACAAUAUCGAGUAGCAUUUACGGCUUGUGAUUUCUUUGAAAUGAGCAAUGCUUUCUUCGGUGGUUUCUUUGGGAUGAUCAUCACUUAUCUAGUAAUAUUCAUGCAAUUCUAUCAACAACCUGAUACAGACAAAAACGUAGUAGAACAUACUUGCAAAAACUUAUCAAUUAACAAGAAGAUUGAGGCAAAAAUAGCGGAAAAGAUCCACAUAGAAGAAGAAGACAACUCAUUCUUGAUAGAGAACACACCUUACGAUUAAUAUCGUACACCUGCUGGUUCCUGGGAGUCCGCAAAAAUAUGCCAAGAGUAUAAUUAUAAUCAUUUAUAACAUUGAUAUUACAAUCUAACUUCAAUAAUACCUAUAAAUAGUCGAUAUGAAAACAUACUGUCUUAUGCUGAAAUACGACAUACGAGUAUGUUUUUAUAGAAAUUAUUUAGAGACACUGUACUGUUGAAGUUUGAUUAAACAGAUUUUAAUGCGUUCUAAGGUACAACUUGAGAGUAAGAUAACAGUAUGUUUCACAAAUAUGGAUUACAAUGUCUAACUCAAAAAUAAAUUCUAUGAUAAAAUAUCAUAGAAUAAAUUUAAAAAUAUCAUAAAAUAAAUUUUAGCCACUUAAUUCAUUUUAAAUAUAUACAUACAUACACACAUAUAUGCAAAUAUACCUAUAUAUAAUUGUCACAAAUCAAUGAGCAUUAACGUUCAUUGUUUGCAUUUGCAUGUAUUAAACUUUAUUAACUGUUUUAUUGAAGGCAAUAAAUUUACUAAACUUGUGUUAUUCUUAUGAAGGGUAGUUGGUCCUCAAUUUAAUGUAAUAAAAAGCAAUCUGAUAAAAAGCAAUACAUUGUUCUUUAUUCUACGUGAAGCAACAAAGAGAAAUCAUGACGUGCAUUUGUGCAUGACGUGCAAGAGCAUCAGAAUGUUUCACUUUCAGAAAAACUUUACUAUUUUUUCUACAAAAUACUUCCUGACUCUCAUAGAGUGAAACGUCAUUAUAAAAAAAUGAAAAAUGAUCUUGUACAAUAUUCGAGUGUUUGCCGGCCUAAUAAGAGUAAAAAUUUACUCCUAUAAGAACGAAUAGGACUUCUAUAAGCAAGAACUUUGAUUCUUAUCAAAUGAUAAAUCACUCGAAAAUUACACAAGUUUAAUUUUCUUUCUUCGAUAUUUACGGACUACAUUGAAGCUUUAUAAAAAAAAUAUGAUUCUGCGUAUUAUAACUAAACAUUAUAACACCCACUUUACUCUCAAAUCAAGGUGAAAACCAAGAAUCGCGCCAAGCGUAACAUAAUGAAAAUAGCGAUACAACUGCGCUUGCAUCGCUAUCUACUAU
Messenger RNA from Solenopsis invicta (red fire ant), 3365 nucleotides. RefSeq lists its product as uncharacterized. The record is from RefSeq and is a predicted model, not a curated record. Gene Ontology annotation, cellular component: membrane; axon; dendrite. Lineage: Eukaryota; Metazoa; Arthropoda; Insecta; Hymenoptera; Formicidae. The transcript has 4 exons. Bases 842 to 2293 code for a protein of 483 amino acids. Gene Ontology annotation, biological process: sensory perception of taste.